This is a messenger RNA of Porites lobata, 2278 nucleotides long. The record is from the annotation of a GenBank genome assembly. Lineage: Eukaryota; Metazoa; Cnidaria; Anthozoa; Scleractinia; Poritidae.
AUGUUACUCUUGGCCAGAGCAGGUCAGUGUUUUCUUCUGCUGUAAUUCUGUGUCAGAUUUGUGGCGCCAAAAUAUCGCGUAAAGUCGAAAACUCCUGGGGGGGGGGAGUACUCAUCAAAGUGUUGUACGAGGAGGCCCGACGUCUAAUCCUUACCUUUUGAUACGCCAAUUUUGAUAAAAAUGUACCUCUGCGUUGCACCUCUCAAGGAAAUACUAAAUAAAACUAAAUUAAACUUAAUGACAGAUUUCCUUAGCCGUUCACUACUUUCAUCUUGAACUUGUUAGACCCCUACGCCCUAAAGCGUUUGAAAAGGGUACCCCUUUCGGGUGGAGCCUCCCCGCAUAGAAAGCAUCAUAGAAUACUGGGUGCUUUCGAACAAUUGUUCAUCGCAACAAUUCCCUGUAACUAGAGAUGACGUGAUGAGCGUAAAGUCCUUUACGUAUAAGUACUGGCACACUCUUUCCCGAGGAAAAGAACCGAAAGCAUCUCACUUUUACACCGGCGUUAUACAAUAACGUUUUGAUUGCACAAAAAACUGCAAAACUAGUUUAGAGGUCAACCCAACAGCCCUGGGGACGAGGUUGGUUGAGAUGUCGCCUACAAAGGGCUUAGGUGGGACAAAUUUCCUGCCUCCCCUAGGGUCUCCCAGGGGUUUGGACCGGUGGCGGACAACCGAACAUGGUGUCAUGGGCUCCUGAAAUCACCAAGGUGAUCAAUUUGCACUGGGGAGCAAAAUAAUAAUGUGCUCGUAUGAUGUCAGAAACACACGCCAAAGCAUCCAACAGUACAAUUGUACUCCGCAUCAUUGCCCGCUACGCUGUUGCGACAAAUCCUAGGGAUCUAGGACUAACUCUUCGCCUAACUAAACUUUACCCUGGCCCUAGCCAAGCGGUUAAGUAAACAUAUGAACAUCUUUUGCAAGGUUGCUUUGAAAUGGAUGAGGUGCAUUUGAACACAACGAUAUGUCCUCGUCACCGGGACCUAUGGGGAAUAAGAUGGCGUAACAACAAGAAGAACUGUUCUUGUCCAGACAAGUGGAAACAGCAUGAAAAGAACCAGAAAGGAGAUCGAGGGAUAAACAUGGCUCAGUCGAGAAACCUGUAUAUCCAGACGCAAAUUAUAUUGCCCGUGGGUUCUCGUAAGUACUACUGCUAUGAUCCACGCGACGUUUAGGCUAUAAUAACUUGUCCAACAAUUUUAAAGAAGAAUCACUUUUUCAUCGUGUUCUAAUAAAUGUUUUAAGACUGCUGAUGCAUGCCGCUAGUGCAAUUGAAUGAUUUCUUUUAUUUCUUUUCUCACAAAAUUCUUUCUUGAUUUUUUUUUUAAAUCAAUUUGGAGUGGGCAAUUCUAGACUUAGAUUAUCCAUACUGGUUACGGCUAAAUAAUGACAGACAGUUAAUCUGUUUAUUCCAAUGUUAGCCAUAUGCAAACAAUGUGGAACAAGACUAAGCAUUCAAAGGGAAGACGAUGAGGUAACAUUAACAGCGCCUAAAUCCCAAGAUGAAACACGUGGAGACAAGGAUUGCGAAGAGCCAGAAUCCACUUCCUCAAGUCCAGGAGAGCCGCGACUUGACGUUGUAAGUUAAAUUAUACCAGGGUCAAGUUGUGCGGUUAAAAGAACGAUAUAUCUAGGCUAACAGUCGGUAUAUUAUAGUUGCUUUUCAAAUCUCGGGUGUGGAACUGAAGGGACCGGGAAGCUCAGAAAAAAAAGCAAAAACAAAACAAAGCAAGAAAAAAGCAAACAAACCUUUGUAGCCUCAAACUAGCGGCACGAAAAAACAACUUUUAAAUUUAACAAAUUUUUUAUCAAUGUGCGGACUUCUCUCCGGAAGAACGUGUUAGAGGACUCACUAGAAACUUACAAGAUUUCAGAUAAGGAGGAGUCGAGUAAUAUGUAUGACGUUACAAUUGGCCAAAUUUAUAAACGAUCGGAAGACUGGGUACUAAUGUGAUUCAACACUUGUCAACUGAUGGAGCAUUUAAACUUGAGUGCAUUGAUUAAAUUUCAUUGUUUUUGGAAUAGAACGCUUCUAAAAAUAUGUAAUUAUAGAGACCUUUAACUAGAUUAGGGACUUUUAAUUUCCCUUUUGGCAUUGGCUAAGUAAUAAGGUGUCUUUUCAUUAGGAGGCCGACCAACUGUCUCAAUCAAUGGGCCAACUCUUUAUUGAGGAGGAAACAAGUCUUUAUCUUCCAGAAGAUACAGGCAACAGUAGUGAGUCUUCCGGUGCCGAGGACCAACGUACAGUACGUAGGAGCACAGAGAACAAAGUUAAAUGA